Trichomycterus rosablanca is the source of this 3209-nucleotide messenger RNA. It is a transcript of the gene pfkfb1, whose product is annotated as 6-phosphofructo-2-kinase/fructose-2,6-biphosphatase 1. The record is from RefSeq and is a predicted model, not a curated record. The coding region runs from base 25 to 1437 and encodes 470 amino acids. Gene Ontology annotation, molecular function: fructose-2,6-bisphosphate 2-phosphatase activity; ATP binding; 6-phosphofructo-2-kinase activity. NCBI's taxonomy places the organism in Eukaryota, Metazoa, Chordata, Actinopteri, Siluriformes, Trichomycteridae. Gene Ontology annotation, biological process: fructose metabolic process; fructose 2,6-bisphosphate metabolic process. The transcript is spliced from 14 exons. Gene Ontology annotation, cellular component: 6-phosphofructo-2-kinase/fructose-2,6-biphosphatase complex; cytosol.
AACUAAAGGCUGGAAUUAUAUUAAAUGAUGUCCACCGAGGAGAAUGAACUUACUCAGACACCCUUGCUCAAGAUCUGGGUGCCAUGGGCUGGAGGCUCCCUCAACCAAAGGAGAGGCUCCUCAAGACCUCAGUUCACAAACUCCCCAACCUUGAUUGUAAUGGUGGGUCUUCCUGCCAGAGGAAAGACUUAUAUCUCCAGGAAACUCACACGCUACCUCAACUGGAUUGGUGUCCCAACUCAAGUCUUUAAUUUGGGCCAGUACAGAAGAGAUGCAGUCAGUUACAAAAACUAUGAAUUCUUUCGUCCAGACAAUGAAGAGGCCAUGAAGAUCCGCAGAGCCUGUGUUUUAAAUGCCCUUAAGGACAUUGCUAACUACCUCAACAAGGACCAAGGACAAGUAGCGGUAUUUGAUGCCACUAACACCACCAGGGAGAGAAGAGGGGUCAUCAUCAGCUUUGUCAAGGAAAGGGGCUACAAGGUAUUCUUCAUCGAGUCCAUUUGUGAUGAUCCAGAAAUAAUUGAGGCAAAUAUAAUGGAAGUGAAAGUGAGUAGCCCGGACUAUGUGAACUGUGACAAGGAAGAGGCGGUGGAUGAUUUCCUGAAGAGGAUAGAAUGCUACAAGACGACCUAUGUUAGCCUGGACGAGGAAAAGGACAAGAAUCUGUCCUAUAUUAAGAUUUUCAACGUGGGCUCCAAGUAUUUGGUGAACAGAGUCCAGGAUCAUAUCCAGAGCCGGAUAGUUUACUACCUCAUGAACAUCCAUGUCACACCACGCUGCAUAUACCUUAGCCGGCAUGGGGAGAGCGAGCUGAACCUGCAGGGACGCAUCGGAGGGGACUCUGGGCUCUCCUCACAAGGCAAAAGUUAUGCUACAGCCCUUGCAGAGUUCAUCAGAAGUCAAGACAUAAAAGAUCUAAAAGUUUGGACGAGCCACAUGAAAAGAACCAUACAGACAGCCGAGACUCUUGAAGUUAUGUACGAGCAGUGGAAGCCCUUGAAUGAGAUUGAUGCUGGUGUCUGUGAAGACAUGACAUAUGAAGAGAUCCAGGAGAACUUCCCAGAGGAGUUUGCCAUGAGAGACCAAGACAAGUAUCGGUACAGAUAUCCCAAGGGAGAGUCUUAUGAAGACCUGGUGCAUCGUUUAGAGCCAGUCAUCAUGGAACUGGAGAGACAGGAGAAUGUCUUGGUCAUCUGCCACCAGGCAGUCAUGCGAUGUCUGUUGGCCUACUUUCUGGACAAAAGCUCAGAUGAACUUCCAUACCUGAAAUGUCCUCUCCAUACUGUACUCAAACUAACACCCAUGGCCUACGGAUGCAAAGUGGAGUCUGUAUAUUUAAACAUCAAGGCAGUCAACACACACAGAGAAAAACCUUCGAAUGUGGAUGUGACCAGACUACCAGAAGAAGCCCUGCUGACUGUUCCAGAGCAUUUCUGACAUAUGGCAUCAUGUUAUGGUGAAGACAGUUAAAGUCAAAAGUUUACAUAUAUUUGUAUGCAACGUGUAUGUCAUUGCAGUCUGGUCCAUUCUGGUCCAUAUACUUGAUUUCUCACUGUUUUGACACUGGUUGUUCCUGAUGUAGCUUAUACACUGUGAAGGGCUCAAUGGCUAAGCUGUUUGGCCACUUCCCCCCCUUCAGACAUAACCAAUUGUGUCUCCCAAGUGGCUGAAAGCACCACUAGGAUUUGUGGGCUAUCACAAGUUACGGCUGCACUAUCAAGAGCCCAUAUCACUAAUUAAUUGUUGGUGACAGCCCCGGUUCUGGACUGCUUUGCUUGGGGGGGCAGUAAAACCUAAUGAGGGGGCAUGUUGAUAGUCAUGUUUUUGAAGCCAGAAAUAUAUUCAAGGCUUGAUUUGUGCAUGAAUGAUGACAGCCAAGCUAUUGAUACUGGCUUAAAGUGAUGUAUGAGGUAAAGAAAUAAAAAUGCAUGUUUUCGAACUUAAACUUAAAACCCAAUGAUUAAAAAAUACAUGUUGAUUAUGUAAAUGGAGAAAAAAGAUUAUCUAAUUGUAUUUCAUUUUAAUUCGCCCCCUUAAUUAAAUUGCCAUUACUAAUAGAACAACUCUAUUUCUUGAAAGGCUUUAAUACAAAUUUAAGUCAAAGCUGAAAAAUGUACCUACACACAGACUGAGAAUAUUCAAACGUGGAAACGUGUUUACCAGUAUACCUGCCUCUCGCUCACACUAACAGAACAUAUACUGCCGAACUGAACUGUUUGGGGCAGUCUGCCGAUUUUUAUAUGACUCAAAGAGCCAAUCAGGAAUAAGCAAGGAAAUAUCUUCACACUGUAAAACAAAAUGCAUUUUUGUGAUUGGUUCAGAGAUAAUUUUAAAAAUAGCCGUUGCUUGCAUUGUGCUUGGGGGGGCAAAGACACAAUUUGGGGGGGCAAUGCCCCCCUCAGCCCCCCCCCCCCCCCCCUAGCGCCGGCCCUGGUUGGUGAUUAUAACUGACUUACUGAUUUUUGUGCUUAGUAAAAUAAACAUAGUUUGAUUGCACCAAUUAGAUUGAGGACAACAGGACAGUUUGGUUUAGAUACUCUGUUCAGAUCCCAGAAAGCAAAUGAUUUAAUGUCACUUAAAGCCAGUUCUAAACAAACUCAGACACCAAAUUCAACAGACAAAAUGCACAGACAAUUCACUUUAUGUAUAUUUUAGCUCAUCUUUAAAAAAAACUAAGGAAAAAACACAAUAAGCUUGUGAGACUUGUGAAAGUGUAAUUGUGUUUAAUCAUUCAGUCACUAAAAAAGAACAGUUUAAGAAAUUACUGACAUCCCAUGACGGCCAUUGCAUACAUGUUCCUUACAAGUCAAGGUCAGCUUUUUACUUUAAUGGUAUUGAAUAAACUGUUAAUGCUUUAGCCCUGUAGUCAUUGUGCAGAAAUAUGACAGGUCUGAAAAUGUGAAAAAAAUGUAAGUUUUAAGCUAUGGUUGUUUACAAAAGAUGCUAUGUUUACAAUAUGUGAUAUUUAGAUUGUACAGUUCAUGCUCAUUAUUGUGUAAAAGCUCUACUGGGUAGAUAUUUGGAAGAGAUUUUAUUUUCUUUAGUAUCAAAAUGUGACAAUAAAUGUUACACAAUUGAACACACUUUUGUUAAAGUGUCAUGUGUUUGAGAAAUCAAUGCCUAAAAGUAGAGGAGUACUUCUCAUGUACAUACAACCUGUCAGUCACAUUAUACUGUACAUGAUGGGUAACAAUGCCAAACUAAUAAAC